Corapipo altera (White-ruffed manakin) is the source of this 1091-nucleotide messenger RNA. RefSeq names its product adenosine receptor A3-like. The record is from RefSeq and is a predicted model, not a curated record. Bases 1 to 948 code for a protein of 315 amino acids. Gene Ontology annotation, biological process: G protein-coupled adenosine receptor signaling pathway. Gene Ontology annotation, cellular component: synapse; membrane; dendrite. Lineage: Eukaryota; Metazoa; Chordata; Aves; Passeriformes; Pipridae. The transcript has 2 exons. Gene Ontology annotation, molecular function: G protein-coupled adenosine receptor activity.
AUGCCAAACAACAGCCUGGCACUGAGCAGCCUGGACGGCAUUUACAUCGGCACCGAGUGCUUGGUGGCUUUGUUUGCCACUCUGGGCAACGUCCUGGUGAUCUGGGUGGUGAGGCUGAGCUCCGCCUUCCAGAACACCACCCUGUACUUCAUCGCCUCCCUGGCGCUGGCCGACAUCGCCGUGGGGAUCCUGGUGGUGCCCCUGGCCAUCGUGGUGAGCCUGGGCAUCACCCUGCACUUCUACACCUGCCUCUUCAUGUGCUGCCUCAUGGUGGUUUUCACCAACGCCUCCAUCCUCUCCCUCCUGGCCAUCGCCAUCGACAGGUACCUGCGAGUGAAGCUGCCGACCAGGUACAAAAGAAUCACUACAGAGAGAAGAGUUUGGUGGGCACUGGGGCUGUGCUGGUCUCUGUCCCUGCUGGUUGCAUUUGUCCCCAUGUUUGGCUGGAACAAGUCAAGGGACUCCAACCUCCCCCGGUGCCGAUUCAUGUCCGUGAUGAGCAUGGAUUACAUGGUGUAUUUUGGCUUCUUCACGUGGAUCCUUGUCCCCCUGCUCAUCAUGUGUGCCCUGUAUGCUGAAAUCUUCCACAUCAUCAGGACAAAGCUGAGUCAAGGCACGACCAGCGUGAGAGGGGCUGGAGCUUUUUAUGGGCAGGAGUUCAAGAUGGCCAAGUCUCUUGCGCUCGUUCUCUUCCUGUUUGCAAUAUCCUGGUUGCCUCUGUGCAUUAUAAACUGCAUUUCCUAUUUUUACCCUGAGACUCAGAUCCCCCAGUUUUGGAUGUACUUGGGAAUCCUGUUAUCCCACGCCAAUUCUGCCAUGAACCCCAUUGUCUACGCCUGCAAGAUAAAGAAGUUCAAAAGCACGUACCUUUUGAUUUUAAGGACCUAUAUCCUGUGCAAAAAACCAGACCUGGCUCUUACAGAGCAAACAACAGACCCACCGUCAUAAAUUAAGACUGUAUAGACCAGGCAACUGAUAAACCACUUGGCUUUGCUAAGGAAUUCAUGGGAGAAUGAAGCAACAUGUAGAUCUGAAGGUUACCCUAAAGCUGUAUGUGAAUAUAUGUCUUUGUAUUAUAUAAGUUCAAAAUA